AUGUGGACUCUACGGGCCCAAACGAUGCGCAUCGGGGAUGUGAUUUUAGAGGGAGUGCCGACACAGGAUAUGCUGGUGAUGAUGGAAAUGGAUGAGACGGAGAUCGAAGAGUUGGAUUUGGACUCGCCGAACUCGCAUAACCUUACCCUAUUGCAGCUACACAAUUUGAAGACUAUCGCCACCACCCUAUUGGUCGAUGGAUGCGGCGAUGAUUUGGAGAUGCUUUUGAAACAUAUCGUCACUGGGGGACAGGUGGUCAUUGAGUCGGACAGUCAACCAUUGUGCCGUCAAUUUCUUCUCUCGUUGACGAAUCUCUUGCCGCUUGGGUGCGCGAAAAUGUGUGGAUGGAGUGACGUGUAUCAGCAUCGAUUCAUGGUGAAUCUAUUGGGAUGUCCAUUGAACACGGAUAUCCCAUUGGAUGCUGAGGAAUGCCUUGUCAUUCGUCUACUCUCAAAUGGUUGUGAUGGAUUGCUUUUGGAUGGAACGAAUAUGGAGAUUCGUCGUCGUCCGCAAUUCGCCGCAUUGAUGCCGAAGAUUGUCCCUCGAUUCAAGCAAUUGUUGCUCGAUCCAGAGAUCGUGGACACGAUCCUCGAAACAACGCUCCGAUCAACUCGCGAGAAAUGGUUGGCUAAAGCCAAGCAGUUCUACCAACUGCAGCGUCAAUCGACGAAAAUCGGCUUCGACAAGGCCACUCAACUCGUCCGAGCCACCCCACAUGACAAGAUGGUGCUGAUCUUCUGGCAAGCGGGCCUCUCUCGUGCCUUCAAAGAACAUGUUCACGAGAUUAUUCGUGAACAAGAUCUUCUCAAUCAAAAAACGCCACAAAAUGGACAAUCGACUGCCUGU
Molecule: messenger RNA, 846 nt
Organism: Mesorhabditis belari
Lineage: Eukaryota; Metazoa; Nematoda; Chromadorea; Rhabditida; Rhabditidae
Source: the annotation of a GenBank genome assembly